GUCCUGUCCCGCUGCCAGCGCCUCUCGGAAGAGGAGCUUUCUGGCGCUCGCCGGCACAGCACUGGGAGGCAUUGUCCCCCGCUGCGACCGCUUUACUCCCGCCGGCGGGCCAUCGCUCUUUCGGGUUUCGCUUCCGCGCCCCAAGGUAAUAAGUCUUAAAAGAGGUACUUGUGUUCAAGAAGUACUAUAAACAACAUGAAAAAAAUUGCUACCAGCUCUUGCAGUGAAGAUGUUCUGCUUAGAAUGGGCCUCAAUGAUAACAAAGCUGGAAUGCAAGGAUUGGAUAAAGAGAAAAUCAAUAAAAUCAUCAUGGAAGCUACCAAGGGUUCUAGAUUUUAUGAAAAUGAACUUAAGAAAGAUCAACAAGUUAACCAACGAAUUGAAAAAAUGAUGCAGAUAAAAGAGAAAAUUACAACACAACAGCUCUUGAAAGCACAGCUGCAGGUGGACAAACUUGUGAUAGAACUGGAGCAGAGCCGUAACCUUAACAAUACAAUUGUACACAUUGACAUGGAUGCCUUCUAUGCAGCUGUGGAAAUGAGAGACAAUCCAGCGCUGAAGGAAAAGCCUAUAGCAGUGGGAUCAAUGAGUAUGUUGUCUACCUCAAAUUACCAUGCUAGGAGGUUUGGUGUACGUGCAGCCAUGCCUGGAUUUAUUGCUAAAAAGCUAUGUCCACAUCUAACUAUAGUACCAUUAAACUUUGAAAAAUACGGCAAAGUGAGUAAAGAGGUUAGAGAAAUACUGACUGAAUACGAUCCGAAUUUUAUGCCCAUGGGCCUAGAUGAAGCCUACCUAAAUAUAACAGAGCACUUGGAGGAACGACUGAACUGGCCUGAAGAUAAGAGAAGAUUCCUUUUUAACACAGACAGCAGUAGUGAAAAAGAUAAAGAUGAUAUAAAUAAGUCUGCCAGAUGUAGUGAAGAUGGAUAUUCUUCUUCACCAGUACUGUUUGAAGACAACACACCUCUGAUGGAUAACCACUCUGAACAAAGAGAUCAGUCAGUGGAAAAUUCAGUUGUCUUUGGAACUUCUGCAGAGGAAGUUGUGAAGGAAAUUCGCUUUAGGAUUGAGCAGAAAACUCAACUGACUGCUAGCGCAGGAAUAGCACCGAAUACAAUGUUAGCAAAAAUGUGCAGUGAUCGUAAUAAACCUAAUGGGCAGUAUAGGAUUGCUCCUGAGAGACAAGCAGUGCUAGACUUCCUAAAGGAUUUGCCAAUUAGAAAGGUGCCAGGUGUAGGAAAAGUAACAGAGAAGAUGUUAAAAGCCCUUGGAAUUGUGACUUGCUCGGAACUUUACCAGCAGAGGGCACUGCUUUCUCUUAUUUUUUCAGAAGCAUCUUGGCGUAAUUUCUUGGAUAUUUCACUUGGUUUGGGUUCAACACAUUUGGAAAAGGAUGGAGAAAGAAAAAGUAUGAGCACUGAAAGAACAUUCAGUGAAAUAAACAAAGUGGAAGACCAAUAUAGCUUGUGUCGAGAACUCUGCAGAGAUCUUGCUGAAGAGCUACAGAAAGAGGGACUGAAGGGUAAAACUGUUACCUUGAAGCUAAAGAAUGUGAACUUUGAAGUAAAAACAAGAGCUUCAACUGUGCUGUCUUCUGUUUCUACUGAGGAGGAAAUAUUUGCUGUUGCUAAAGACUUGUUAGGAACAGAAAUUGACAGUGUUGCUCCUCACCCUUUACGGAUAAGACUUAUGGGUGUACGAGUAUCGGGAUUUCUGAGUGAAGAAGAGAAGAAGUACCAACAAAAAAGCAUUAUGAGUUUCUUAAAAUCAGGAAAAGAAAUUGGUUUUCUUAGGCUUCAGGCAGGGAAGUCCAACCAAGAAUAUUUAACAAAAAAUUCAGAAGCAUCUCCGAGAGGGAGUUUUUUUGAUAAAAAGCGAGCUGCAAGGCAACUAAACAGUGAGAAUCUUUCUGCAAAUGAAACUGUGGGUAAACAGGUCUUUCACGAUGGGAAAUCAUCAGCAAAUUUUGUGGAGAAAACAAAGAAAGUCACAAACUUAAAGAAUUCUAAUGUGUGUAAGAUCUUCACCUGCCCUGUUUGCUUUGAAGAGCAAAGCAGCGAUAAUUUGGAAGAGCUUAAUAGGCAUAUUGAUGAGUGCCUUAAUGGGACUUCUGUUAAAGAUACUAUGGAAAUACCCAAGAAUCACAAUUCAAGAGAAAACACACUUAACUUUCUUCCAGUGUUUAAAAAUGAAAAUGUUGAUGAAUGUAAAAAAAAUAAAACACACGAAUUAGCAGGAACAGACCAGUCUGCAAGUACAUGUGACAACUCUACUAGCAAUAGCACAGGAAAAGUCACUCCUACAAUAUCUAGUAAGCCUCACAGAGAAAGACAGCCUAGCAAUCUCAUUGAUCUUGCUAGGAAUGUGUGUAUAACACCGUGUCUGUUGCCCAAAACAAUUUCACAAGACAAUGAAGACCAAAAAGACCAAAAGACUGGCUAUACAGAAGGAGCUGCUUCAUCCUGUUUCUUUGAAGCCAAAGAAGACAUUGUUCUUGUUUGUCCAGUUUGUAACUCUGAACAGAAAACCACCAGUCUUGUGUCAUUUAACAAACAUGUGGAUGUCUGCUUAAAUAAAGGCCUUAUCCAGGAACUGAUAGAAAAAAAUGAUUUUCCUACUAAGACUUAUAAUACGGAAAACUCAAAUAGAGUUGGUUUAAGCAGAGGACAGCAAUGCACAAAUCAAGGAACAAAAAGGUCUGGAACAGCAACUUCACAGUCAGUAUCAAAAAAGGCCAAGUCAAGCAAUUCCAAGCAUACAAUUGAAAUGUUUUUUAAAUGACUGUGUAGCAACAUAUUCUAUAUGAAGUAUUUCAUAGUGUUUUAUGACUGCAAAUUAAUUUAGCAUUGGUGGUAGACUGGACUCAGGUGCCUGUCACUUUGGAGCCAUUGCACGCCUGUGUGAAAAAAAGGUGAUUUGUUUCUGAGAAUGAAGAUUUGCUAGCACUUCAACUUUGUUUAUAUUGGACAUUUGGAACUUUGUGAGAAUCACGAGCAGUCUCACGAAUUCUUUCUGCUGUUGGAGAAACAGAACAGGGAGAUCAGAGCUGCCAUUAAGCAAGCCUGUAGGGCAAGCUCCCCAGAAAGCUAGAAUCAUUAGCUAGGGUGCCACGCUGUGCUUACUGAAGGCCCUUUUCCCUCACCUGAUCUGCUGUCUUCUCUGUGUUGGUUGUGUGGGUUGUGGUAGCCAUAGUAGCUCAGGCUGACACUUCCUUUGACAACUCAACACCAAAUUUAAUUGUGGUAUUACCUGUGUCAUAAGAAAGAAAAGCUGAUUGACCUCGCAGUUCCAAAGGAGAAGGAAUUUGAAGCAUGAGCAUGCUUUCAUCGUUGUCACUGCAAAUGACUUCAGUAAGAGGUGAUGGACCAGCCCUAACCAGUGACUUCAGUGAUUUAAAAAAUUUUAAACCUGUUGAUGAGGGGAUUCUUCCAAACAGUGUUUGAUCCUUGGUCUUUCCAAAGAGACUGAGAAUUUCAUUUUUCUUUGCAGUUGUGAAACUGUUACCAGUCAGUAGCACUAAUUUACUCUAAAUAAAAGGUCUUGUGGUGCAAUAAUAAUAUGAAUUAUAUGUAGAUAUGCAAGAUGCUGAACCUUUUCACUGUUUACCUAUCUUUCUCUUUAAAAUUAUUUUUUAUCUAUGAAAAAACAAUAUUUUAUGAGUGCGUAUGUGGAUAAAAAACAUUAUAAAGUACAAAUAUUUAAAUGACGCUCUUUAAAUUUUUUCUGUUCCCACCAAAUUGCUUAACUGUAGAUAUUUUACUAUAAUUAAAUAUUUAUCUUGUAAAUAA
Molecule: messenger RNA, 3788 nt
Organism: Cuculus canorus (common cuckoo)
Lineage: Eukaryota; Metazoa; Chordata; Aves; Cuculiformes; Cuculidae
Gene: POLK
Product: DNA polymerase kappa
Exons: 15
Coding region: 196-2781 (861 amino acids)
Biological process (GO): error-prone translesion synthesis
Cellular component (GO): nucleus
Molecular function (GO): DNA-directed DNA polymerase activity; damaged DNA binding
Source: RefSeq, a predicted model, not a curated record